Limulus polyphemus (Atlantic horseshoe crab) is the source of this 3837-nucleotide messenger RNA. RefSeq names its product dyslexia-associated protein KIAA0319-like. NCBI's taxonomy places the organism in Eukaryota, Metazoa, Arthropoda, Merostomata, Xiphosura, Limulidae. The transcript has 6 exons. Gene Ontology annotation, cellular component: cytoplasmic vesicle; plasma membrane. The record is from RefSeq and is a predicted model, not a curated record. Bases 1 to 723 code for a protein of 240 amino acids.
AUGAAAUCAUAUUUUUUUAACUUCUGUUUAUUUCAGGAUACACUUAUUAAACAGCUGGAGCUACUUCUUCAUUCACUUGGAGAUUGUAAAAUCCACGUCCUCAGCUUGGAUGCUGAUAGACAGACCCGCAGGGUGAGGCUUAUCUUCAUAGCAGAAAGAACUCAACCGGGAGAAACCGUCACUUCGGUGAAAGGAAUAGAUGUAGUUAAAUCCUUGAAGAGAAAGCUACUGACUGAUAGUAGUUUACUCAACUUGGAUAUUUUGUCUCUAGACACAGUUGUGUGCCAAAAUGAAUGCUCAAAUCACGGAUCUUGUGACCCGUAUACUAAGCUCUGUGUGUGUGAAGCAUUUUGGAUGCAGAACAUUUUCAAGUUUUACUUUGGACAUAGAGAAAGUAACUGUGAUUGGAGUAUAUUGUACGUGGUGAUAAUUUCUUUUGUUGGAGUAAUGGCAGUUGCUGGAAGUAUUUGGGGAAUUAUUUUCCUUUGUAUGAGAGUGAAGUGUCGAAAGCAGAAGAAACGCCACAGAUAUGCUCUUCUUGAAGACAUUGGUAGCGACAAGGAGAAAGAUGGAAUACCUAGAGGCAAGUCACAGAACAGUAGCCUCAUGGUUUCAGACUCUGAGUCAGACACAUUGUUUGACUCUCGGAGAAGGCCGGGUUUGAAGAGCAAUGGAAAGCCUCUCAACGGUGUUAUUAGGAAGGAAAGAAAAAUCAAAGCUUGAUGCUCAUCAGGUUCAACUGAACGUGUGUACAGACUUUUUAAAUUUGUAAAAAAAAAGAACCUGAAGAAAUGUGCUAUAUCACAGACAAAGUAAAAUUUCUAGUGUGGUUUGUUCCAUUUUUGUUCAUGUUCGUACUGUUUGCUAACACCCAUAAUGGGUGGUUUAAAGCCUCACUCAAAACAAGAUUACUAUAUACGGUUGUAAUGUACCUUGUUUAUUAAGUCAAAGUUUAAUUUAUUCUUUUAAUUAUUGUAUACUUACUGUCAUGGAAAUAUUGUCAAAAACAACAACUGUUGUGCCAAUCAAGUAGUGUUUACAGCAUAAAGUAAGGAUUUUUAAUGUGAGUUUUUAAUCUGUAUGGUUCUAGAAGUGUUCUUCAAACCCACUAUGCAUUUUGAAACACUUUGCAUGCAUGGCAAUUAUUGAAACACACUGCCACUGGGUGGUCUUUCUACAUAAGCUUCUAAAAACAUUAAAAGCAGUCUUAAUAGUCAAGUGAAUUUAAGCCAUGUCUGUCUCAUGUUUUGUUUUCCGUACAGUACUUGUUCUGUUUCCGCAGUGAUCCAAUGAAUGUCAUGAGUUGUAGUCUUCUCCACAUACAAAUCCUGCUAGUACUGGUGCUCCAAGAAUGACUAGGGUUUCUUUGUAUUUAUAGAUGAUGUCUUCUUUACAGUGUGGGUAUUCUUCUAGUGCUUCAGAUCCAUGAAUGGCUUGGGGUGGAUGUGGUCUUCCCCACAGUACCUGUUCUGCUAGUGCUGGUGAUCCAAUAUUGGUAUGGGUUGUGGAUUUCUCUGAGGUACAAAUCUUGCUAGUGCUAUGAUCCAAGAUUGGUAUGGAUUGUGGAUUUCUCUGAGGUACAAAUCUUGCUAGUGCUGUGAUCCAAGAUUUGUAUUGAUUGUGGAUUUCUCUGAGGUACAAAUCUUGCUAGUGCUGUGAUCCAAGAUUGGUAUGUAUGUGUUCAUUAAGUACCAAGUACUACAUCAGGAUAUGUCGCUACAUAGAUUUGUAGCAUCACUGCUUUUAAUUUUUUUUUCCUUUUAAACGUUUAAUUGAGCCAGUUAACAUUCGUUCUUCUUGACAUUUUUGGUUAGUAUGCUUCCCAUAAUUAGAAAUCUAAGCCUUUUGUUUUUUGUGAGGUUUUUAUAUCUAAUUUUGACAUAAUGGAAUUGUUCCUUUUGGACUCUUAGUAGUUUGGGUUAUGAGGUUUUGGGGUGUUUCAAGUCUGCCACGUGAACUAAUGGUUUAAUAAAGUUAUUAUUACAUUAUUAGGUUUCAGUUUUGCAGAAGUAUUUUUUCAACUGACUAGUUCUUUUCUAGGUUUUUGUUUAUAUCUGUUAUAUAUCCAAGAUGUCAUUAGUUAAACAACAAUCUGUGUUUCAUUCAGUGCUGUCCAUCUCUUCGGCUAACUUGUGUCCUCAUUACAGCAGAGUCUGAAGGGAGUAUUGUGUUACAGCUUUUGUCUUUAACGUGCUUUCAACAUUUAAGUUGUGUUGAGGGCAGUUUAACUUUGUGCUUGGCACAUAACAUAUAUUUUCACGCUACUGUUUAAUUAAUAGAGAAAUUCCAUGGAAUAUUACUGAAACGUGAAAUCACCUAUGUCGCUAUGUAUCCAGAUCUUCUACUAAUUGUCAUUCUCCGAAGCAAGUAAUAAAGAAACUUAAAUUAGUGUCACAAAAUCUUUUAGUAACCGUCACUAAAACCAAGAAUGUUUUUAAAGCUGUUAAAACUGAAAUACAAACGUUCAUACGACAGACACGUUAUUUCCAAUCUAAGAAUCUCCAAGCGAAAUUUGUUCAUAUUAUGCUAGAAAUCUAGAAUUUAAAGGUAUUACAAUAUUGUAUUAAGAAUUAUGUAGGUAUUCACGAAUUUAUUGAAGAUUGUUGGAUAAGCGUACACACAGACUGUGAGGUUUCACAGACACGUUAUUGAAGUAAUGUUUGGAGUUUUUGUUUACUGUUAUCCAUAAAGAUUUGUCCAUAAACUAUUCACAUUCAGUAACAUUGGUGCUCUCAAAGAUAAAAGUUUACUUUUUUCAUUUCGGUUGAAUGAAUAUUACCAAACAAAAUUAAUUAAAGCUAUAAUCGUUGACCAAGUUACCAAAAUACUUGAAAUUAUCUAUUUUUUUUCAUUACAAAGGAACGUGUCUUGUUUUUUUUUGGCUGGAAACUCGUGAAAUUUGGAACAGUAAAUAUUGGAACUGAUGCAAUGAUAUGUAACUAUUUUGACAUAUUUGUAAAUAGAAAUGUUGUUUUGUCAGUAAACAAAUCAUCUCGAAAAAAUGAACAACAGUAUUUUUACUGAAUAUGACACUCAAGUUUUCUAGUUUGAUAUCUUGAUACUUCUACAAGAAGCAUGUUUUUGUCCAAUAUUUCUAUUUGUCAUUGAUAUAUAGUUGGUUAGAUUACUGUUCAGUUAUCCUUUUGUGUUUUUUUUUUAAGUGUAGUAUUAUUAACACUUCGACUUCCUUACAUCUUCCAACCAUUUCCGUGCUUAUACAUUCUGAGUUUGCUAAAGUCAGAAUUAAAACAAAUAGAUAGUAGAGAAUACCAAAAGUAAUUGUGUUUAUGUCUGAUAUCUUUCUACAUCAAACAGAUUCCACAAAUCAUUCUGUUUAUGUGCGACAUUAUGCUAUGUCGGCUUUGUUCUGGAAACCAUUUUGUUUGUCUGAUAUCUUUCUGUAUCAAAUUAGUUCCCAAGUCAUUCUGUUUAUGUCUGAUAUUAUGCUAUGUUAGCUUUGGGAGGGAGUGGGGGUGAUUUCUGGAGCUUUGUGUUGUUCUUUUGGUUUUAUUAAUUGUGCACGCUUUUCUCCAUUUUGCUCUGCAAGCUUUAAAAAUUAUGUCGACCAGUCGUUUUGUCCAUCCAUUUGACCGUCCUUCAUCUUCUCACACACACACACACACUUGCUAAUUAAGGUUGGGAGAAGGAGAAGAUCUGAUCUUCUCGUGUUAAUUAACUUCUUAUUCCUAGUCAUAAGUUGUUGUUUUUAAACUGUUUGAAAAUAAAAUGAUUAAGAGAGCUAGUCACGUGUAUAGUUGUUAUCUAGCUCCUUCCGACUUAGGGUGAUGGGUAUUUUUGUAAAGCUUAACUAGUUUAAUAAACCAUGCAUAAACAGUG